Molecule: messenger RNA, 1067 nt
Organism: Cylicocyclus nassatus
Lineage: Eukaryota; Metazoa; Nematoda; Chromadorea; Rhabditida; Strongylidae
Source: the annotation of a GenBank genome assembly
AUGGGUUAUGCCUCUCGCCUAUUUCCGCCAUACUUUAAGUAUGCUGUAUUUCUCUUCGUUGGAUUUCAAUUUCUAUACUGUGCCUUUGUACUUGCUAUCAGCGAGGCUUACUAUAAAUCUGCCGCACUUAUUCUGCCAAUAGCAUAUCGAAUGUUCGAUGAUACUGUGAAGAAAAAUGUGCCCGGUUUUGACUGGACGCCUGCUGAGCAGUCUCAACUUGAAAUGUACAAAUAUAAAAUGAUGGUUCUAUGGGUGAUGUCAACGAUAGGUGUACUGCUUUGCAUGAUCAUCAUCAUUCCACAAUUCUUUGAUUUCAACAACAAGAGAGGAGAUCCUAGUCACUUGUGUCUAGUCCAUCGACGGUUAGCAUGGGUGAUGUUCGGCAUUAUGGCGGUCUUUGUCACAGCAAUGUUUGCGGCUGUUCUAUGGGCAUGGUUGGGAGGUGGAGCAGCGUCACGAUCGUUUCACGAACACUUUGCUGCUGCCGAAAAGGAAGAGGUGUUCCUCACGGAACUUGAGGAAAACCUCGAUUGCAUCACCGAUGAUGACAAGGAGGUGGCUGAUGAGCAUAGGUGCUGGCAAAACGUAUCCAUAAGCUUCGUACAUGAUCUCUGGCUCGAUCUCUUGCUCUACGUUUACCUAGUCGGCAAUGCACUGGCUUUCUUCGCCAUACCAUUCUUCAACAAAUUACUAAUCAAAUCUGAUGAUGAAGCAGCAGAUGCGAAACUUCUCGACGCAUAGUCACUUCUUCAAUAUUGAAUCCUUUGAGGGUGCAUAGCUAAUUCGAAGACAGGUCGUCUGGUUCUUGAUACUUUCAUUAUUGACUCGGUAUCUCAUUUACAUUCACGUCUUCGGACCACGUGAAACCAUUCCCGUUUGUAUGGCAUACUGUAUCGUACGUAGUAUGUCAAGGCACAGCUCAGUCAGCUCAGUGUGAUUUUCGCUUUCUUAUGGGUCAUAUUUCUCGGAAUAUUGUUGCUCAUUUUUUCAGCUCGUUUUGCUCAAAAGAUAUGAUUCUGAUAUAAUUUAUGAUGUUGUUUAUAUUUGUCAUUCUCACUAAGAUUUUA